UGCCUGGGGCCACAAAAACAUGGAUCUUUUUAUAUGGAGAAGUUUUGAAAUCGUCAUUGACAAGACCAGACAUGCCCUCAAAGCAACAGAUGCAAGGUUGACUUGGCUGGCAAACAGACCGGAUGAGGAUAGUCAGUAUGUUGACCACCUUAAGAAAGGUGACUCCUCACUUGCCAGGGCAGAGUUGGACUCAGCAGUGCAGUAUUUUCGAGCAAUUAUCAUGAUCGCAAGAGCCAACAUUGCACAGCACCAUCACCACCCACAAAGCUCUGCAACAGAACCAGGAAUGACCAGUGAUGCAGACAGAGAAGUUGAAGAAAUACAACUCACAGAGAAGUACACAGACCACCUUAAGGAAGGUGACUCCUCCCUUGCCAGGGCAGACCUGGACUCAGCAGAGCAGCACUUUGCAGAUGGACUCAAGUUGGUGCAUGUGAGAGACCCCACAGCCCAGCAGUACCAGAGAGAGGUGGAGCCCCUGUGCAAGUUGGGGGAUGUCUACAGUAAGCGAGGUCAGCAAACAGGAGAUGGGGGAGACUUUGUCAAAGCAGCAGCGCUCUACAAUGCAGCAAUAGCCAGGUCAGAGGAUCAAGUCAAUGGUAAUAUAGAAAUAGUUAUCAAAGAGGUAGAGAAGGCAUUUCUCAAGUAUGUCUUAGGCAUUCAUUGUAAUGUGAGCCAAGAUGAUACAGAAAAACACAAGAAACAAUUGAAGGAGAUGCGGGACCAGAUCAAGCUGGAGAUGGAAACCAUUGUCCAGCAGCUGGAUCCCUAUGUACAUGAUGAGGACGACCCACGUGUCAAAGAGAUAGAGGCAAAACGAGCUCAGGCUGUCAGGCAGUUGUUUGAGAAAAUUUCCAAACAAAGGAAGGAGUUCAUCAGCCUGCUUGUAGAAGAGUGUAUUGGGUUAAUGGUUCCCCCUCCCUGUAAAUUUGCCCUGAUAGGUUUGGGUUCACUGGCCACAGAACUGGUAACUCCAUACUCAGACCUGGAGUUUGCCAUCUUGGUAGAAGAAAAAAGUGAAGAAUGUCUUGUGUAUUUCCGUAACCUCACUCACUAUCUACACCUCAAGGUGGUCAACCUGGGAGAAACAAUUCUCCCAUCUUUGGGAAUAAAAUCUCUCAAUGAUUUCUACUCUGAGAACAAAUCUGACAACUGGUACUAUGACUCUGUUACACCACGUGGGCUCGCAUUUGAUGCCUCCAUGCCAAAGGCAAGCAAGACUCCACUGGGCAGGCAGGGACCUAUGGAUGAACCACCCAGUGAACUCAUCUGCACUCCACAAAACAUGGUGUCAAAACUAUAUAAGGAUGCCACACUGUACCUUGAGGAAGGAUAUCAUCUUGCCACUAUCUUGACCAACCCAAUCCUGCUGGCUGGGGAUCAGGGUUUGAUUGACAUGUACAUGGGCAUCACAGAGGGGAUACUGCAAGAGGAUAGGUGCAAAAUGGCUCGACAACUGGCACAAGAAACAUUGAGGGAAAACAUCAGUAACUACGGUCAUGAGGAAACAAUCACAGCAAGUCUGAUUGAUGUGAAGAAAGACAUCUAUCGCAUCCCAGCUGUAGCAGUGAAUUGCUUGGCCCUAUUCUCUUGUAUUGAACCCAAAGCAGUUUGGGAGACAAUAGAAGAAAUGCAAAGCAAACAAGUGAUCAGUCCCAACAAUGCACACCACCUGACAGUGCUUACUAGCAUCUCAGCAGAACUCAGGCUCAGAACCUACAUGGCAAAUGGUGGACAGAACGAAAACCUGUCAGCUUUGGCCUCAAUUGAAACAGAACAGACCAAUGACGAAGCACAAACAAACGCACAGAAACCAGUUUUCCAUCUGCCAAAUGAAAAACAGCUUUUAAGAUACUACUGUACAUUAAUUCCUCUUAAAUCAGUUCUGCUUGAUUUGCUGGUACAGUCAGGGAAAACAUCUUCAAAUUCAUUUCCUGAUUUCUAUGAUAACUCUCCAAAAGUGCAAGGAGAUGUAUACCUUGCACUAUGCCACUAUAUGCAGGCUAUUGAUUAUUAUGCCAAGGCUUUGGAGAAAUUCAACCCUGAGGGUACAGAUCCUAAGAAAGUUGGCUUGUUAAGGACACAUCCUGAAAUUGCUCGCUCCCUCAGCCUCCUGGGUCUGGCCUGGAGGAGACUGGGUGAUCACAGGAAAGCAAUCAGCUUCCAUGAACAGGCACUACAAAUGCGCAGGAGUAUUUAUGGUGAUGAUACAGCACACCCUGCCAUUGCAGAAUCGCUUAACAACCUGGGGGUAGCCUGGUGUGCUUUGGGUGAUUACGGAAAAGCUAUCAGCUACCUUGACCAGGCACUACAGAUGUACAGGAGCAUCUAUGGCCGGGAUACAGCACAUCCUCACAUUGCUUGGUCACUCUGCAAUCAGGGAACAAACUGUUACCAUAUGGGUGAUUACAGGAAAGCAAUCAGCUACCUUGAGCAGGCUCUGCAGAUGUACAGGGGUAGUCAGGGCCAGAAACCACAUCCUCAAAUUUCCAUGUUGCUUAAUAACCUUGGAGUAGCUUCACAAAAUCUGGGUUAUUACAGAAAAGCAAUGAUCUUCCAUGAAGAAGCACAGAUGAUGCUCAGGAUCAUCUAUGGUCCAAACGUAGCACAUCCUCACAUUGCCUUGUCCCUCUACAAUCAGGGAGUGAACCUUUGGCAUAUGGGUGAUUACGAAAAAGCAAUCAGCUGCCUUUUACAGGCACUGCAGAUGUACAGCAGGAUCUAUGGCCAGGGUACAGCACGUCCUGAAUACGCUGCAGCACUAUACUCCCUGGGGGCAGCCUGGGAUUGCAUGGGACAGCCAGAAAAGGCCAGCAACUGUUAUGAUGAGGCUCUGCAGAUGUACAGGAAUAUCCAAGGCCAGGAUACAGCACUUCCUCACAUUGCCAUGUUACUCUGCAACCAGGGAAUGAACUGUUACCAUGUUGGUGAUUACAGGAAAGCAAUCAGCUACCUUGAGCAGGCUCUACAGAUCUGCAGAAGUAUCUAUGGUCAGAAUACAACACACCCUGACAUUGCCAUGUCACUCAGCAACCUGGGGUUAGCCUGGCACCAUCUCUCUGAUGAUACAAAAGCAAUCAGCUACUUUGAACAAGCACUGCAGAUGUACAGGAGUGUCUACGGUCAGAGUACAGCAAAUCCUGUCAUUGCCAUGUCACUCAACAACCUGGGGUCCACAUGGGGUAACAUUGGUGAUCAUAGAAAAGCUGUGAGCUACCAUGAUCAGGCCCUGCAGAUGCGCAGGAGUAUCUAUGGUCAGGGUACAGCCCAUCCUGACAUUGCUGGCUCACUAAAUUAUCUGGGGACAGCCUGGUUCCAUCUCCAUGAUAAUGUAAAAGCAAUCAGCUACCUUGAACAGGCACUGGAGAUGUACAAAAUUGUUUAUGCUCAGAUUCCAGAACAUCCUGACAUUGCUGGCUCACUAAAUAACCUGGGGUCAGCCUGGUUCCAUCUCCAUGAUAAUGUAAAAGCAAUCAGCUACCUUGAACAGGCACUGGAGAUGUACAAAAUUGUUUAUGGUCAGAUUCCAGAAAAUCCUGACAUUGCUGGCUCACUAAAGAACCUGGGGUCAGCCUGGUACCACCUCUGUGAUGAUACAAAAGCAACCAGCUACCUUGAGCAGGCACUGCAGAUGUAUGGAAAGAUCUAUGGCCAGGGGACAGCGCGUCCAGAAAUUGCCGGAGCACUAGACAUCUUGGGGGCAGCCUGGGAUCGUAAGGGUCAACCGGAGAAGGCUAGCAUCUCUUACGAACUGGCUCUGCAAAUGUACAGGACUAUCCAUGGCCCGGAUACAGCACUUCCUCACAUUGCAAAGUUACUCCGAAAUCUGUGGUUAGCCAUGGUUUCCUUACGUCAACAUGAGAAAGCUAUCAGCUACCUUGAACAGGUACAGCAGGUACAUAGGAAUAUCCAUGCUCAGAAUUCUUCAAAUCCUGAGACUGCCUCAUCUCACAACGACCUGGGAAAGAUAGGCUGGUAUGUUUAG
Messenger RNA from Branchiostoma belcheri (Belcher's lancelet), 3985 nucleotides. RefSeq lists its product as uncharacterized. The record is from RefSeq and is a predicted model, not a curated record. NCBI's taxonomy places the organism in Eukaryota, Metazoa, Chordata, Leptocardii, Amphioxiformes, Branchiostomatidae. The transcript is spliced from 7 exons. Gene Ontology annotation, molecular function: protein binding. Bases 20 to 3985 code for a protein of 1321 amino acids.